AAAAAAACAUAUAAAAAAACAAUUGUAUAUUGUGUAUAUAUACUGUACGUAUAUGCUUUCACACGUAUAACCGACCUGUCCCGCCCGAUUGUCUCUGCCCUCUCUCUUUCUCUCUCUCUCGCUCGCUGGCUCCGGCUCUUGUACUUAGCGUGUGUAUCCCAAAAUUUAUUCUAAUUUCCUAUAUAAUUCUGGGGUUUCCUUAUUUUUUUCCCCUGUUUUCGAAAUUUCCGUUCACAAACCCGCAAUCUUUUCGUGUACUCGUUGCCUCUGUGUAGUCCACGCGAAGUUACUCUCGGCUUGCAUUACCCUUGAAUUGAUAUUCCGUUUUCAGGAAAAUAUACAAGCUUUCUCGUGUGUCAGCUUGUUCGGACUGAUCAAUGCUGCGUCUCACAAAGUUCCUCUGUCUCACAUUCUCACAAUGACAUUUCAUAGAUUUGUUGGCACUGUGGGAUAGAGAUGAACGUAUCUGCUCUCUUGACUUCUGCUGGUAUCAAUACGGCCGUAUGUGUUGGUUUAUUUUCUUUGUACUCUGUCCUAAGGAAACAACCGAGCCUCGUGAGUGUGUAUUUUGGGCAGAAACUUGCUCAAGCAGAUUCAAGAAGCAAUGAUCCCUUUUGGUUUGGGAGGCUUAUUCCUUCUGCUAGUUGGAUAGUGAAGGCAUGGGAAGCCUCCGAGGAUGAAUUGUGUGCCGCUGGGGGGGUGGAUGCUGUGGUAUUCAUGCGUGCAGUCGUUUUCAGUAUUAGAGUAUUCACUGUUGCUGCUAUUGUAUGCCUGUUUCUUGUUCUUCCGCUUAAUUAUUUUGGGAAAGACAUGGAUCACAAGCAAAUUCCAGAUGAACAGUUGACUGUAUUCACCAUUGGGAAUGUCAAUGAAGGAUCAAAAUGGCUUUGGGCACAUUGUCUUGCGUUGUAUAUCAUAACUUGCUGCGCUUGUAUCCUUCUUUACUUCGAAUACAAGAAUAUCACAAAAAUGAGAUUGGCGCAUAUCACAGCUUCUCAUUCUAAUCCAAGUCACUUCACUGUAAUUGUUCGUGCAAUUCCAUGGGUUCAUGAAGAAUCAUACAGUGAUUCUGUGACCAAAUUCUUUACGGAUUUCUAUUCUUCAAGCUACUUAUCGCAUCAAAUGAUAUAUCACUCUGGUGCAGUCCAGAAAUUGAUGAGUGAUGCAGAGAAGAUGUAUAAGAUGCUCAAGUCCCCUCAUCGGGAACAGUAUUGUGGAUCACGUUUCAUGAGAUGUGGCUUUUGCGGAAGCACUCCAACAUCUUUUAAGGUCCUUUCAGAAGACCGUACAAGCCCUAGAAGAGUUAGCAUCUUUGAUGGUUCAGAUAUGAGGAAAAAGGAGUGUGGAGCAGCUAUGGUUUUCUUCAGGACUCGUUAUGCUGCAUUGGUUGCUUCAGAGGCUCUUCAAUCAACAAAUGCAAUGUCAUGGGUGACAGACUCUGCUCCAGAACCAUGUGACAUUUUUUGGUCAAAUUUGUGUGUACCAUAUCGACUCCUUUGGAUCCGCCGGAUUGCAGUUAUUGUGGCCUCGAUUUUUUUCGUGACCUUCUUCCUUUUUCCUGUGGUCUUUACACAAAGUCUUGUUCAUCUCGAUAAGCUUAAGAAGAUAUUUCCAUUCUUGAAGGAAGUUGUACAGAGGAAGAUUUUGGAACAGCUUAUCAGUGGAUAUCUGCCUAGUGUUGUAUUCAUAAUCUUCCUAUACAUUGUCCCACCUUUAAUGAUGUUAUUCUCUACAUUGGAGGGUGCCAUAUCACGUAGCGGCCGGAAAAGAAGUACAUGCGUUAAAGUUAUAUACUUUGUCAUAUGGAAUGUAUUCUUUGCAAAUAUUCUAACAGAAGCUGCUAUAGACCAUUAUCAAGUUUCAAUUACCAAGUUGGGAGAUGCACAACAUAUACCAAAUUUGCUAGCCAAAGCUGUCCCAGCAACGGCCACCUUUUUCAUGACUUAUGUCCUUACAUCAGGGUGGGCAAGCUUGUCUGUUGAACUCAUUCAGCCAUUUCCUCUUCUUUGCAACUUGUUUUAUAGAUAUGUUCUUCAAAAUAAGGAUGAUACAUCUUACGGCACCUAUACUUUCCCUUACCACACAGAGGUUCCAAGAGUUCUUCUGUUUGGUCUCCUGGGUUUCACUUGCUCCAUACUUGCACCUCUAAUAUUGCCCUUCUUGUUGGUAUACUUUGUCCUUGCAUUUCUAGUCUACCGCAAUCAGUUGCUCAACGUAUACGUAACUGAGUACGAAAGUGUGGGGCUGUAUUGGCCUAUCGUGCACAACACGACCAUAUUCUCUCUAGUGCUGACCCAAAUAAUAGCUUUAGGUGUGUUUGGCCUGAAAAAAUCGCCAGUUGCAUCGGCCUUCACUUUUCCACUCAUCAUUUGUACUCUCCUCUUCCACGAGUAUUGCAGGCAAAGAUUCCACCCCGUCUUUAAAAAGAUUCCAGCUACGGUUGCUAUUGAAAUGGACCGUAAUGACGAACAGUGUGGGAGAGUGGAUGAGAUUCACCAGAAACUGCAAUCUGCUUAUUCCCAGUUCAGACUAAAGUCCCAAAAUUCAAACACGACUACAGAACCAAAUAAUAAUACCGAGUCUAUAUCAGUAACAGUAUCUGUUGGCACCGAGAGAGAUGACUCUUCCAGGCUUGAAGAUGUUGAGAGCAUUACACCAGGAAAGACAGCCAUUGAACAAUUGAGCCGUGGUCCUAAAACGCCUAGUUGGAGUUAGGCUGCUCUGCAUAUUGGUCGUUUUUUACGCCAACAAAGUCCUGCCGAGUUACUGUAUUGGUUGAAAGAUAAGUCAGGUUAUAUAGAAGGCAUAGGAUUUGUUUUGGUUGGGAUUUGUUUAGUUAGAGGUUGUGUGCCGAAGUUGGCUGGCCGUCAGUAUGUAUAGAAUUGAACGUGUAAAGAUUCGGUGGUAAAACUUCAUGGUUGGGUCUCAGAAAAUUGGUCUUCGGAUUUUGGAUCCUUUCGUGAAUGAAUUUUCUUUUUACAGGGACUAAAGAUGUCAAGCUGCUCGUUUACGUAUAUUCUUGUGUGGUUUGGAGAUGAAUCUCAUACAAAAUUGUAAAAUACAAGUACAUGAUGUAUAUUCUUUUUGGUGGGGAGAUGGAUAUCAUGCAAAUUGUAAAAUUCAAACUGUGAAAUGAAAUUAGAAAAAGCUGAGAAGAUGGAGUUUAAAAAUAAAAAGGA
Molecule: messenger RNA, 3179 nt
Organism: Striga asiatica
Lineage: Eukaryota; Viridiplantae; Streptophyta; Magnoliopsida; Lamiales; Orobanchaceae
Source: the annotation of a GenBank genome assembly